CUUUCUUCCACCUGAAUCAUAAUGGCGGGCCGCUCAGGAAGAUCUUUUCGUGGUUAGGAGGUUCCUUUGUUUUGUAUUCGUCGGUCUUGCUACCGGUGCUUAACCCAGAAACAGCACAUGGAAUGUCUGGUCAAGUGACCAGACAUAUUUGGAGGGGCCAUCUUAUUUCGAGCUCGUUUAAUUCCCAGAAUGCACGAAGCGACCACCAGGAAUAGCUCUACUGCAUGGCACAAACACGCCUGUGCCCGUAUGCGCGCAUGCUGUCCAUCCCUCAAGCGCAGUCGCCGGUCCAAAAUUUAACACUCGGCAUGCAUAAGAUCAUGUUUCCUUUGCAACAUGUUUAGCAAGGCUGCUAACCACAUUCCUCCACUGGGACCCGGCAUUUCAGCUUUUCAUCCACUGCACCUUGCAGGACAUCAUGUUUAUCUUUUCUUCCACUUUGAGCUUUAUGCUCGCAUGCAUCUUGCACGUUGCGGCGGCCCCUCAUCCCGCACCUCCUGGAAUACGUCGGGCGGAUGUCUCAGUUGUCACUCAGAUGACGUCUACCCAGCUGGCUGAUUUGGCGCCAUAUACUGAAUUUGCUCGUGCUGCUUACUGUUCGCCCACCAUCGUAACUGGCUGGCAAUGUGGUCAAGCUUGCGAGGCGGUGCCUGGGUUUGAGGUUUCUCUCACAGGGGGUGACGACGACAAUAUCCAAUAUUACUACGUUGGUUACUGGCCGACAGAAAAUACCGUGGUAGUUGCUCAUGAAGGUACAGAUCCAACCCAACUCCUAUCUGAUCUCACUGAUGCCGAUGUAUUGAUGGAACCCCUGGACCCCACGCUUUUCCCCGGUGUCAAUAGCAGCGUUGAGGUUCACAGUGGAUUUGCCAACGAGCACGCGCUAACUGCGAGUAUCAUCUUGAAGGAGGUGAAGAGCCUGAUCUCUCAGUAUAACGCCAACAGUGUCACAUUGGUCGGACACUCCCUGGGAGGCGCCCUUGCGGAGCUUGAUUGUGUGUUUAUGGCCUUGAACCUUCCCUCUAGCAUCGCCAUCAAGGGUGUGACAUAUGGUACACCCCGCGUAGGAAAUCCAGCAUGGGCCGCUCUAUUCGAUUCCCUUAUAUCGGACUUCCAACGGACUAACAAUAUGAAGGACAUUAUUCCGAUCGUCCCGGGGCGCUUCAUGGGCUUCUCACAUGUCCAGGGAGAGGUCCACAUUAUAUCUGAUGGAUAUGCAGUCGAGUGCCCAGGCAAUGACGAUGCCACGGAUGCUCUGUGCACAAUACGCAGUGUGCCCAACAUCCUUGCGGGCGAUAUCUUGAACCACUUGGGUCCAUACCAGGGGAUUUAUAUCGGCACAAUCUUUUGCACAUGAUUGACAUGGACUAUUAUAUUGACAUGGACUUGUAUUAUAUCGGCUGAAUGGGAUAUGUAUUGAUUGGUCUUUAUGAAUCAAACAUGAAUGACCGCAAGCAUGG
Molecule: messenger RNA, 1460 nt
Organism: Suillus subalutaceus
Lineage: Eukaryota; Fungi; Basidiomycota; Agaricomycetes; Boletales; Suillaceae
Product: Alpha/Beta hydrolase protein
Exons: 9
Coding region: 419-1357 (312 amino acids)
Biological process (GO): lipid metabolic process
Source: RefSeq, a predicted model, not a curated record